Anarrhichthys ocellatus (wolf-eel) is the source of this 3755-nucleotide messenger RNA. RefSeq names its product potassium inwardly rectifying channel subfamily J member 13 (gene kcnj13). NCBI's taxonomy places the organism in Eukaryota, Metazoa, Chordata, Actinopteri, Perciformes, Anarhichadidae. The record is from RefSeq and is a predicted model, not a curated record. Gene Ontology annotation, biological process: potassium ion import across plasma membrane; regulation of monoatomic ion transmembrane transport. Bases 300 to 1445 code for a protein of 381 amino acids. Gene Ontology annotation, cellular component: plasma membrane. The transcript has 4 exons. Gene Ontology annotation, molecular function: inward rectifier potassium channel activity.
UGGAAGCUGCAGAUCGGAGGAGCUGCAGAUCGGAGGAGCUGAGAGCGCCGCGCUCAGCCUGGCUCCUAGACCAAGAAAAUUAUCUUUGGGGUGACACUACUAGUUUCUACUCGGGAUUCCUCUGGGAUUUUACACCCCAUACUCCAAGGAACUAGUGGCAGUCUUUCCAUCUGCCUCGGCCCCUUCGCCCACUUGGGAGACCCCAGACCAGCUUUUAGGUGAAAAAGGUCAGAGGGCCCCCGUUUAGCCCACACUGCAGCUCUAGGAUCAUCCUGACUGCUUGAGAUCCACCUGCAACCAUGACAACCAAAUCCAACAGCAGCGUUCUGGGUAGCAAGGCUUCUUCCUCUCCUCUCUUGUCUUCUCCACCCCGCCAACGCCUGGUCACCAAAGAUGGACACUGUGCCCUUCGUCCACCUCUGUGCUCUUCAGGCUCAUGGCGCGGGGCCUUAGGCAGAGCCUGGUUGCUCGCCCUGCAGGACCUGUGGGGACUGUUGGUGGGUCUGCGGUGGAGAUGGGUCCUUCUGGCCUUCUGCGCCUCCUUCCUGGCCCACUGGCUGCUGUUUGCCUGUAUGUGGUACUUGCUGGCCCACCUUAACGGAGACCUGGCUGUGCAGGACCAUGAUGCUCCCCCACAAGGGCAUGUGGUUUGUGUGAAGCACAUAACCAGUUUCACUGCUGCCUUUUCUUUCUCCCUGGAGACACAGCUGACCAUCGGCUAUGGCACCAUGUUCCCCAGUGGGGACUGUCCCAGUGCCAUAGCACUGCUGGCUGUGCAGAUGCUGCUGGGGCUCAUGCUGGAAGCAUUCAUCACAGGUGCAUUCGUUGCCAAGAUUGCACGUCCCCAGAAGAGAGCAGGAGCUAUCCAGUUCAGCCCUCAGGCAGUGGUGGGCCAACACCAGGGCCAGAUGUGCCUCAUGCUGCGAGCCACCAACCUGCUGCAGCGACCUCUGGUGGAUGUAAAAGUGAGUGCUGUGCUCUACAAGGAACAUGAAGGUCAGGCCCUGCACCAGACCUCUCUGGACUUCCACUUGGAUCAUCUAGGCCAGCAGCCCUGUCCCUUCUUCAUCUUCCCACUCACCUUUUACCACCCCCUGGACCGCCAAAGCCCCCUCUAUCCCACCCUGUGUGAAGGCACAUCCAACCCCUUUGAGUUGGUGGUCUUCCUGUCAGCCUUGCAGGAGGGAACUGGUGACUCCUGCCAGAAGAGGACCUCUUACCUGCGGCAAGAAAUCCAGUUCGACCGCCGUUUUGUCCCUGCCUUGGGGAUGGAUGCUCGGGGGAGAUACAUGUCAACGGUGGUGAUGUGGAGUAAUACAGUGCUACAUGCUAAUUUUCAUAGCAUACUGAAACAAAUAGAACCCAGUGGCUGCCUGAAAGACAAGACAACACUGAGUCCACAGCUAUGCUUGUUACACUUUCUGCACAGUGAUGCUUUGAACUAAAUGCUAACAUGCUCAAAUGACAAUGGCUGAAUUCAAAUGUCAACCAUCUGGACUUAAAGAAUCCGGGAGAGGAGGCACACCAUCAGGAGUGGCAAAACCAGGCAAAUGUUAGGGGCCCCUCAGAGAAAAUUGGGAAAAGGGGCCCCUGAUGGGCACUCAUAUUGGUGCAUUUUGCAAUGACAACUAUAAAGACCCUGACAGUUCCUAUAAAAAGGCACUAUAUAAGGGCAUAGUUUUGCAUGUGGACAGUAGGGACAUAUCCCUACCAAUAUUUUGGGAGGACCAAAUUGUCCGAUCCAAUAUUUGAGCAAACUUGUUUGCAUUAUCUUAAGAGCAAAUAGACACACUCACUCACACAGAGAGUGAGGAGCAGAAUCGUUUGUUGACGGGCGCGGAGAAAUGGGAUUCUGGUGUGAUCUGCAUAUUGAAUAUGCAGAAUGUUUUGGAAAGUAGCAGAAAACUUGCUGAAAGAUAAAUUAACUAUUAAAUCCCCAGGUUUUAUACAGGUUAAAAUAACUUAAUAUAUCAUUGAUGUGAAUCGCUGCCACAUGCACAUUUGAAUAGUUACUUCCCCAAAUAAGUAGUAAAUCUUGCCUACAUGUGUGUUGACUCAAUAGGGAAUGAAUUAAAUGAAAGAAGUUGAUCUACAGGAGAAUACAAUUUUAAAAGAAAUACAGAAUGGUUAAGAAUCAAUAUGUUUUCAUAUUUAGAAUUGUCAGUGGCCGCCUGAAUUUUUUCUUUUCUUUUACGUAAAUCAAGGCAUUUUCGCUGUAGAAUUUAGGAAAUUAAGUGUUUGGUGUUCAACAUAUCCUGGUGGAGGACCCCAGAGCCCCCACUGAAUAUGUGUCCCACCAAUGUUCUCAUACAUGUUCACAUCCAAAUGGGCCUCGAUGGGCUUCUUUGCCUGGACCCCCCCAGAGUCCAGCAUCGCCAAUGCCCGGACUUCUGUCAUACAUGAAGUCAUCAUUUCAAGCUUUUUUCGCUAUGGCUCGUGAGGUGAUAAAUUGUGCUAUAAGAUGAGCAGAAGGCGAUCCCGAAGGGCGGCACUCAUAGUAAAAGUAGCUAAUUCAGCAACACUGAUCGUGCCAUUGAUUUAUAAAUACACAGCACAGACAGACUCUCCUGAAACACACUGCUUAGUGUCUGGUGGAAUCACAUGCAUUGUCUUGAGUGGCCGCAAUCAGCAGCUUCAUCGGAACGUGGUGCAGCUGUGCUCAGUGGAGGCUACCAAAUUGCACAAACCUGGAAACGGGGGGCAGGUAUGGCAAGAUAAUGAGGGGGACACAUUUUCGGUCAUUUUUCUCACAAGGGUGUGGCAUCCCCCCUUAAAAUUGCCUCACGAAAACGGGCUUUAUAGUGUAACAGAGAGAGGUUAAAGAAUAAAUAAUACAGGUUGAAAUGCACAGUAUAAUCUUCCCUAUAAUUUGAUCAUCAGAUAAUUUGAAGUCCAGCCAUUUGGAUUCAGCCAAUGCUAACAUGCGGAUUAUGUUUACCAUGCUCACUGUCUUAAUUUAGCAUAUUGGCAUGUUAAAAUGUGCACAUUUCAUGUUAAUUAGCAAAGUACAGCUGAUGUUGGUGAGAAUGGCAUUAGUUUUGCAGGUAUUUGGUCAUAAACCAAAUGAGUGGACAAACAGAAAUUUUUGAUUCAUCGUCUGGAGAACAUUAAUGUCUGUACAAAGUUGUAUGAAAAUCAUUCCAAUAGUUGUUGAGAUAUUUCAGUGUGGUCCAAAGUGGGGAACCCACCCACCAACAGAAAGAAAUGUAUACAUUAAGAUCCUAUAGCACUCUAUGGAAAAUACUUAGAAGAAAUGUAAAGUAUAUGUGAUUGGUGGUAAAUGGGUUUAACACUGUUAUGGUCUUUAAACCUGCUGAGGAUUUCACGGCAUUUGAUAAUUAAACUGGUGUAGUUUAACAAUCCAUUACACCGGUAAAUCUGAAUGUUUCUAUGAAAUUGAAGGGAAUAUUUUACACUCAAGAGAAUUAUUUUCGGCACAGAAGGUCAUUUUAAGUUGUCAAGCAUCAGCGCCAGCCCUGUAAACGGAACAUGGAAUUUGUAGUAAUGGCAGGAAAAUGAAAAGUGUUGAAAGAGCAAGUACCAAUAAGGAAGGACAGAAUUGAAUGAUGUCUGUCAUCUAUGUAAAGGGCAUUCAUAUUGCUGAUCAAUAAUUUCCUCCAUUGAUGGUUGUGGACUUGAUUUGUAGAUUAAUGCCUUUAUUAUUUUUUUAAAUCAUUGCCUAAAUCAUUACACAAAGUGAAAAUCAAUGUAUUAUGUUCAUUUUGUACAACAAUAAUGUCUAGAUUUAGCUAAGA